AUGAUCCAGAACACUGGUUGGAAUUGUGCCGGCGUCUUUAUUUUCUUCACCUUCCAAUAUGGGAUUCCAGGUCUCCCUACCCCUCAGCGAGUCUUCUAUGUGUGUUAUGGAUGUGCUAUUGUACUUUUUGCAUGUGUCUAUCCUGUUCAAGCAUUCACAAAAGCCCUCCUUCUACAGCUAAGCUUGCCUGGUGCGGGCCGUGACUCAUGGGCGCGGCACGUUAGACAAUUGAUAUUCUGCCUUGGAGUUGUCGUCGCCUCCCUUUACAUUCUCGUCUUUAUGAUAAACUAUUUACCUCCUCCACCGCCUCCCCCUUCUUCAGCCACUGUGACCUCCUACUUUCCAUUGGCCUUACGCAAUACCAGUCUUGCUGUCCGAUUGGCUACUGCAAGUCGCAGCCAGUUCACCACAAAUGUCACUACUGAAUCAAAUUCUGAGAUGACCGAACAUAAUCGUUUCAUUUCGCCCACUCUCUCGCCUCUCUUCUUUCUUCCUAACGUCUCAAUUACCACUAUAAUGAAAGUUCCUCGAUUUCGAAUGUAUCUUUGUGCCAGCCAGGUUCUAAACAAUCUCGCGUUCACUUUGUUUGAUUAUGCUAUCCAUCAGCAGGUCCGCAGGCAGCCUCGAUGGGCCGGAUUUCUAACCUGUCUUUUUUGGUCACGGCUACUUUAUUCCGUCAUUGAGUAUUUCAUUUCACUAUCAUGCUUUCUUUUAGUCUGCUGGUUAGCUAUCUACGACGCUUGUGGCAUAAGCCGCUUAUUCAUUAUCGUCUGUCACUUCGGUCUAGUAAUCUACCCUGCUGCAGCACGUGGACUAGGCUGGGCCUACCGGCGAAUGGUAUUUGCCAAGCACCUGGCGAGCUUCGCCAGUCCCAGUGCUCAGCAGCUUGAGGCGUUGGCUGAUAUGUGCCCGAUUUGUCACACUGAGAUGACACCAGAAUCAGCAAAAGUAACGAGGUGCACUCAUGUAUAUCACACGGAUUGCUUAGCUAUGUGGAUGCGCCGGCGGCCUGUUUGUCCCGUAUGCCAAACAGAUCUGCUUUCUACAAACGUUACGAGUCAGCGUCGGCUGUUUACCGACUUGGCCAGCCCAGAGGCAACAAUGCAGCCCGCUGAAACACAAGCGAAUGGAGCUUCGGAUAUUGAUGAAUAUUAUGUCCACGCUCAGCCUCUUACCAGACCUAGUCAUUAG
Protopolystoma xenopodis is the source of this 1191-nucleotide messenger RNA. The record is from the annotation of a GenBank genome assembly. NCBI's taxonomy places the organism in Eukaryota, Metazoa, Platyhelminthes, Monogenea, Polystomatidea, Polystomatidae.